AUGGAUUCACAAGGCCGGAAGGUUAUUGUCGUCGACAACGGAACCGGCGUCAGUUUAUAAUUUGUCAAUUCCUCCUCCUAGUAUUCCCAUGUUUUCAGUUCGUCAAAUGCGGGUAUGCAGGUACGAACUUCCCUGCGCACAUAUUUCCUUCAAUGGUCGGACGUCCCAUCGUGAGAUCGACACAAAGAAUCGGCAACAUUGAAAUAAAGGUUUGAAUUUCGCGAAAAACAAAUCGGCUCUUAAAAUGCAAUGUUCAGGAUCUCAUGGUCGGUGAGGAAUGUUCGCAGCUCCGUCAAAUGCUCGACAUCAACUAUCCGAUGGACAACGGAAUUGUUCGAAACUGGGAUGAUAUGGGUCACGUGUGGGAUCACACGUUCGGUCCAGAAAAGCUGGACAUUGACCCGAAGGAGUGCAAACUAUUGCUCACGGAGCCGCCGCUCAACCCGAACAGCAAUCGCGAGAAGAUGUUCCAAGUGAUGUUCGAGCAGUACGGAUUCAACUCGAUCUACGUGGCAGUGCAGGCAGUGCUCACGCUCUACGCGCAGGGUCUUCUGACCGGAGUUGUUGUGGAUUCUGGAGACGGCGUCACACACAUCUGCCCGGUGUACGAAGGAUACGCAAUGCACCAUUUGACUCGGCGCUUGGACAUUGCGGGCAGAAACAUAACAAAAUAUCUGAUCAAAUUGCUUUUGCAACGUGGCUACAACUUCAACCACUCGGCCGAUUUCGAGACGGUCCGUCAGAUGAAAGAGAAACUGUGCUACGUGGCGUACGACGUGGAGCAGGAGCAGCGGCUGGCUCUCGAGACGACUGUUCUCUCCCAACAAUACACACUUCCGGACGGUCGUGUAAUCCGACUCGGCGGAGAGCGCUUCGAGGCUCCCGAGAUUCUGUUCCAGCCACAUCUGAUCAACGUGGAGAAGCCGGGCCUAUCUGAACUGCUCUUCGGCUGCAUUCAAUCCAGUGAUAUCGGUAUGGAGUUGUACAUUUCUUUCGAAAUUCUCAAUUUCCAUCAAAUUUCAGACACUCGUCUCGAUUUCUACAAACAUAUCGUGCUUUCCGGCGGUACCACAAUGUAUCCAGGUCUUCCGAGUCGUUUGGAGAGGGAACUGAAGCAACUGUACCUGGAUCGGGUGUUGCACGGAAAUACCGAAGCAUUCCAGGUGAGUACGCUCGUCCCCCGUACACUCUAGUCGCCCGUUUUAACCACUCCCAUUCCGAGAGUGGCGCCCUCCGUCGAUGAUGUGUUAACUAAAUGCAUUUCUUCGUGUGCGGCCGCUGAAAAGAACAUCUUCCGCCCCAUCACUUUCGUGUUUAUUUACCCAAAACGGCCUUGGAAAGUCGAAAUGAAACGACGAGUUUGCAGAAAUUCAAAAUCCGGAUCGAAGCGCCGCCGAGUCGGAAGCAUAUGGUCUUCCUGGGAGGGGCCGUGCUCGCCAAUCUCAUGAAGGAUCGCGAUGAGGACUUUUGGGUGUCGAAGAAGGACUACGAAGAGGGCGGAAUUGCGCGGUGCAUGGCCAAACUCGGCAUCAAGGCUUAA
Molecule: messenger RNA, 1540 nt
Organism: Caenorhabditis sp. 36 PRJEB53466
Lineage: Eukaryota; Metazoa; Nematoda; Chromadorea; Rhabditida; Rhabditidae
Source: the annotation of a GenBank genome assembly